Aspergillus aculeatus ATCC 16872 is the source of this 1884-nucleotide messenger RNA. Its product is annotated as endopolyphosphatase. Lineage: Eukaryota; Fungi; Ascomycota; Eurotiomycetes; Eurotiales; Aspergillaceae. The transcript has 3 exons. Gene Ontology annotation, biological process: polyphosphate catabolic process. Gene Ontology annotation, cellular component: membrane; fungal-type vacuole. Bases 1 to 1884 code for a protein of 627 amino acids. The record is from RefSeq and is a predicted model, not a curated record. Gene Ontology annotation, molecular function: exopolyphosphatase activity; endopolyphosphatase activity.
AUGUUCAUUCUUACUGACCGAGGCAACUCUGAGCUCUUGCAUGCGCCUCAGCUCGAGCUGCAGGACGAUGUUGACCCAGCCUCUAGAGGCCUUUCCGGCCGCUUCUUGCACAUAACCGACUUACAUCCCGAUGCAUAUUAUGAAUCCGGAGCGUCACCCGACAGGGCCUGUCAUCGAGGAGACGGCUCGGCUGGAUACUAUGGAGCAGAAGGAACCGAAUGCGACUCGCCUAUCACUUUGAUCAACGAAACAUUCCGCUGGAUCGAAAAAAACCUUAAGGGCAAGGUGGACUUCGUUAUUUGGACUGGAGACUCGGCUCGCCACGACAACGACGAGAAGAAUCCCCGGGAACCAGAGGAGGUGCUCGACUUGAAUAAGCUGGUGGCGAAGAAGUUCGUGGAGACUUUCAAGGAUGAACGGUCUGUGAAAGGUAUCUCGAUUCCGAUUAUUCCCACCUUCGGCAACAACGACAUCAUGCCUCACAACAUCUUCAAGGCCGGCCCCAAUCGAUGGACAAAGCAAUACAGAGAGAUCUGGUCCAAUUUCAUACCCGAGCAUCAGCUUCACAGCUUCGUCGAAGGUGGCUGGUUCAUUUCCGAGGUGAUUCCCGAGAAGCUGGCUGUGGUCAGCUUGAACACAAUGUACUUCUUCGACUCGAAUUCGGCCGUCGAUGGCUGCGCUGCGCGAUCCGAACCAGGUUACGAGCAUAUGGAAUGGCUGCGGGUGCAGCUUGAAAUGUUGCGCGGGAGGCACAUGAAGGCUAUUCUCAUGGGACACGUUCCUCCUGCUCGGGCUGGCUCCAAGCGGAACUGGGAUGAGUCCUGCUGGCAGAAGUAUACCUUGUGGCUUCACCAGUUCCGGGACGUUGUGGUGGGCAGUGUCUAUGGACACAUGAAUCUCGACCAUUUCAUGCUUCAGGAUAGUCACAAGGUGGAUAUCGUCGAGGUCGACAAGUCUUUCGCGUAUCUUGGCGGCGCUGGAGACCCAGAUGAGCUGUCUACGAAAUCCCGUUCCGAUUACCUCUCCAAUCUCAGGAAAGACUGGUCGAAAUUGCCGUCUGUUCCAGCGGGCACGUCCAAAAGCUUUUCGAUGGACGCUUGGUUCGACGAUGAUGACCUAUCGGUCCAAGGGUCCAAGAAGAAGCAAAAAAAGCGCUUCUUGAAAAAAAUCGGCGGACCCUUUGCAGAACGAUACAGUGUCUCGUUGGUUUCUCCCAGCGUAGUACCGAACUAUUUCCCGACUCUGCGAGUUGUGGAGUAUAACAUCACUGGAUUGGAACAUGCAGCCACUUGGGCCAAAACACCUUCCCACAGUAGCCUGGAUAGCGUUUCGCCAGGAAAGCAGGAUGACAGCCCGUUGUCUGAGACACAGGCACAGCAAAGCAAGAAGCCCCACUUCAGAAUUCCAGGCCCUCCAUCCAAAUCCGCACCUCCGGGACCGGCGUACUCAAACCAAGCGCUUUCUUGGCUCGGCUACACUCAAUACUUUGCGAACCUAACUAGAAUCAAUAGUCAGAUGGCAAAUCGCGGGGCAACAGGCGAUGAAGCAGAAGAGGUUACUGGUUCGAAGCCCGACGAUAUAUUCGCUUAUGAAGUGGAGUACAAUACUCGAGACGAUAAGGUCUAUAAGAUGGAUGACCUCACUGUACGCAGUUUCUUCAAACUUGCUUCACGAAUGGCCAAGCGGAAAGCCCGCAAGGGCCAGUCGUCUUCUCUCGAAUAUGUGGAUGAAGCCGACUUGGAUGAUCUCGACGCAAAGAAUGACUACGAUGACCAGGACAUCGAAGCGGAGAAGAAAAAGAAGAAGAACCGUGUAUGGAAGACAUUCGUGACGAGGGCCUUCGUUGGCCUACUGAAAAGCAACGACAUUGACGACAUAAAUUGA